AUGUCCAAGACAGCCAAGUACCUCCUCGUCUCCCUCCCCACCUCCAUCACUCCCUCCCACCAUCGCGACGAUGCCCUCGACGCCGUCUCCGCCACCGUCGCCCCGGAAAACGGAUCGGUCGCCCCCUUCUCCAUCCCGGAGUUCAAGAUCGGCACGUUAGACGCCCUCGUGCAGCAGGCCGACGAGCUGGCCAAGCUCGAGUCCGCCUGUCAGGCCGUGGUGGUGAAGGUCGGAGAUGCGUUGAAGAACAUCCUGGACGGCGACGAAGCGCAGAUCGAGAAGAUGAAGACCGUGAAUGACAAGCCGGUGGACCAGUAUCUGCGGACGUUCUCGUGGAACAAGGUCAAGUAUCGGGCGGAUAAGUCGCUGGGUGAAUUGAUCGACCUUCUUCAGAAGGAGGCCGCUAGCAUUGAUAACGACAUCCGGACGAAAUACUCCCAAUACAACCAGGUGAAGGGUAACCUGGCGACUCUUCAGCGGAAGCAGACAGGCAACCUAUCGACCAAGUCGCUCGCCUCCGUCGUCGAUCCUCGCGCCAUCGUUCAAGAUUCCGAAUACAUCGAGACUCAUCUCGUCGCCGUGCCAUCCCAGCAGAUCAAGGAGUUCCUGAAGACGUACGAGACUGUGUCGCCGAUGGUAGUUCCGCGGUCGGCGACGCUAGUCGCGUCGGACGACGAGUUCACGUUGUACGCCGUCACCACGUUCCGGAAACACAGCGUCGAGUUUGUGCACAAGGCCCGUGAAAACAAGUGGAUUCCCCGCGACUUCAAGUACGUCGAAGGCGGCAAGGAGGAGGAGCGCAAGGAGUUCGAGCGCGUGGGCGGCGACGAGCGCAAGCUCUGGGGUGAGACGCUGCGACUGGGCCGCACGGCGUGGAGCGAGGCCGUCAUGGUCUGGAUGCAUGUGUUGGUCCUGCGGGUGUUCGUCGAGACCGUCCUGCGAUACGGUCUGCCUCUUGACUUUGUCUGCACCAUUAUCCGGACUCCCAGUUCGAAACAGGCCGACAAGGCCAAGUAUAACCUGGACGAGAAAUACUCGUAUCUGGCCGGCAACGCCUUCGGCCGCGACAAGAAGGGCCGGGUCAAGCGAGACGACCCGGGCGAGAUGCACGGCGAGGGAGGUGGCGAGUACACGGCAUAUGUGUACUAUGAUUUUGAAUUCAACUAA
This is a messenger RNA of Aspergillus melleus, 1167 nucleotides long. RefSeq names its product H(+)-transporting V1 sector ATPase subunit C (gene VMA5). Lineage: Eukaryota; Fungi; Ascomycota; Eurotiomycetes; Eurotiales; Aspergillaceae. Gene Ontology annotation, biological process: proton transmembrane transport. The transcript is spliced from 5 exons. Bases 1 to 1167 code for a protein of 388 amino acids. Gene Ontology annotation, cellular component: vacuolar proton-transporting V-type ATPase, V1 domain. The record is from RefSeq and is a predicted model, not a curated record. Gene Ontology annotation, molecular function: proton-transporting ATPase activity, rotational mechanism.